Messenger RNA from Xyrauchen texanus (razorback sucker), 1470 nucleotides. Its product is annotated as sulfotransferase 2B1-like. The transcript is spliced from 6 exons. Gene Ontology annotation, cellular component: cytoplasm. Lineage: Eukaryota; Metazoa; Chordata; Actinopteri; Cypriniformes; Catostomidae. The record is from RefSeq and is a predicted model, not a curated record. Bases 673 to 1386 code for a protein of 237 amino acids. Gene Ontology annotation, molecular function: sulfotransferase activity. Gene Ontology annotation, biological process: sulfation.
GGGUGCCAUGCCUUCUUCCUUGCUGCUCUCUCCGAAAAAGACAGUUCCUCUUUAAUGCGCAGCUCACUCUCUUUCAGCUACUGGUUUUCUUUGGCAUCUCUACACACUAUAUCCCGGUAAAGGCGCAUGGCGAACUGUAUAAUUAUCACUCUUGGGCAGUCAUCAUCUCUUUUCUUUCCAACCUAUGAACAGAGUCUACAACAUCUGGAAGUUUCUGUACAAUCUUUGGAGAAACCUUUGCAAGGAUCUUGAUGACAAGAUCUUGCGUAUUAUUCUCCAUCUUAGCCAUUUUCUCUUACACCAUAUAGCCUAAGAUCCCAUCUCCUUUUGUAGUUCUGCAUUUACAUAUCUCCUUUAACUGCUUGAUUUCCUGCUGCAAACCAGAAACGUUUUUUUCAAGAUUCUCUAUCUUUGUGGGAUGUGGUCUGUAGUAACAACUUGCUUACAGUGGUAGAAAGAGCAGUGAUAGAUGUUAGCAUUUUUUGCAUGAUCUUUUCUAUGGACUCAACUUGUUGAAACGUGCCAUCACAUUUCGAUGUGAGUGCAGCCUCAAGGAGUGUUUCCAUUUUCUCAUCAAUAUUGGCAUUCAAUUUUCCUUUUCUUCCUGGAGGACUUUUGCACGGAUUACACAGAAGUGCUGCUGCAAGUGGUUCUUCCACUAGUACAACAUGGAUGCAAGAGAUAGUGCCUCUCAUAGCGAGUGAAGGAGAUUUCACUCCAGUGCUGACUGUGCCAAACUGGGACAGAUCACCGUGGCUGGAGGAACAUCGGGCAAUAUUGCUCAAUCUAGAGCAAAGACCUUCUCCUCGCAUCUUUGCAACUCACUAUCACCACCAAAUGAUGAAUGAGUCUUUUUUCAAAAUAAAACCGAGGGUUCUUUAUGUCUUGCGCAACCCAAAAGAUGUAUUCACAUCUUCAUUCUACUACUAUGGAAUGGCCUCAUACCUUGUGAACCCAGGGACCCAAGAUGAGUUCAUGGAAAAGUUCCUUGAUGGAAAAAUCAUGUUUGGUUCCUGGUUUGAUCAUGUGAAAGGCUGGUUAAAUGUUCAAGAUAAAGAACACACACUCUUCCUUUUCUAUGAGGAGAUGAUAUCUGAUUUGAAAGGAUCUGUGGAGAAAAUGGCCCAGUUUCUAGGAAAAUCUCUGAGCCGAGAAGUGACCGAAAAGAUUGUUGACCACUGUGUUUUUAAGAACAUGAAGCAAAACAAGAUGUCUAAUUACUCUCUCGUUCCAGAGGAGUACAUGGACCAAAAGAAGUCCGAAUUUCUGAGGAAAGGAGUGGUUGGUGAUUGGAAGAAUCUUUUCACUGAGGCACAAGAGCAGCGAUUUAAUGCUGUGUAUAAAGACAAAAUGAAAGAUGUGAAUUUCAAAUUUGUGUGGGACUGACAAAAUGCAUUUUCCUAAAACAACUGCAUAAUUCUAGAACAUUCUGUGGUGGAAAUAACAUUUUAAAAUGGAAUAAAAUGUGUA